AGCCGCGUUGACUGCCAAAGUCACUAUAGACGCUUUGUUCACAGCGCUCUUUGAACACGAAUGACUUUCGACCAUUCACUAUACUCAGCUUUAGCGAAUCAUAUACGCAUUAUCCAAUACGUACAAAGCCUUUGUACUGCCAGAAGUGAACACCAUUCACAAUCGUCUUGUACUUGCAGCACCGUCGAUUGCCAUUCUUAAGGACCUCUCUCACCCUCUACUUUCGAUCCUCACCAAAGAACGAGAAAAGCAGAACGAAGCAACAGCACCGCAAGCCCCAAACUCUACACAAUCGUCAGGAACGAUUCUCGCAAACACACACUCAUCCAACCCACACCAAACCUCCACCAACGCGACAAUGCGUUUCAACCCCAACGCACAGGGCCCGACCGCCGAGGUCUCCGCCGCUGAAGCGGAGGAGUUCAUCACGCCAGCCCUCUCGAAAUCCACACAGCAUGCCCAGAAGAUGGCAGCGCUGAACCAAGAAGAAGCUCUUCCCGUCGGUGAAGACGGUAAGACCACGAAGCUAGAGUAUGCACGCCGUAGACACCAGGGCUUGUGUUUCUACUGCGGAAAGCACGACGCAACGGAGCAAUGUCGCAUACUUACCCGGAAGAACGCCGCUGCUGCGCUGAAGGCAUCCAAGGCAGCUGGUGGGGAGGGAGCUGCUCCAGCCCCUGCCCAAGCCGAGAAGCGAGACAACCGCAACUAGAGUGGGCCCUGGCCUCUCUACGUGACGGUGACCCGACGAAAACCCCCCAACAACCCUUCUUGAAAUCCGCAGACCCAUCAAAACUCUCGAGCUGUGCCGUUGCAAGCAGCUCUGACAACUAAGAUUCAGCUAUACCGAUGCGACUAGCUGACAAUCUGAAAACAGCAUGGCUAUACCGUUGUGAUUAGUCGAUAAAAUAACAAAGAAACCAUAGCUAUGCCUUUGUGAUUAGCU
Molecule: messenger RNA, 946 nt
Organism: Cercospora beticola
Lineage: Eukaryota; Fungi; Ascomycota; Dothideomycetes; Mycosphaerellales; Mycosphaerellaceae
Source: RefSeq, a predicted model, not a curated record